This is a messenger RNA of Megalobrama amblycephala (Wuchang bream), 3367 nucleotides long. It is a transcript of the gene kif2a, whose product is annotated as kinesin family member 2a. The record is from RefSeq and is a predicted model, not a curated record. Gene Ontology annotation, molecular function: microtubule binding; microtubule motor activity; ATP binding. NCBI's taxonomy places the organism in Eukaryota, Metazoa, Chordata, Actinopteri, Cypriniformes, Xenocyprididae. Bases 269 to 2401 code for a protein of 710 amino acids. The transcript has 21 exons. Gene Ontology annotation, biological process: microtubule-based movement.
CCCCGCGCAUGCGCCCUGUACUCUCUCCCUCUUUUAUGUCUCGCACUGUGGCCGCCUCCCGGUUUUGAGCAACACGGAACAACAAAUGUGAAAAAUUCAAACACAAACACUGUUUUUUAGUUUCCACACGCCCUUCUGUUUGAGUAUUCCCCUCGUCCCAUAAAUGAGCCAUGGCGGUGAACUUCGGCAAGAUCGUCGUGGGGAUUUAUGUGGAGAUAAAGCGCAGCGAUGAGCUGUUGGAUUUCUUACAGGGCGAAUACACCAGGCCAUGGUGACCUCUUUAAAUGAAGAUAAUGAAAGUGUUACCGUGGAAUGGAUAGAAAAUGGAGACACCAAAGGGAAAGAGAUUGAUUUGGAGUGCAUAUUCUCACUAAAUCCAGAUGUUGCUCCAGAAGAGGAGAUUUCCUUGAGUCCUGUUACACCACCGCCUCCUACACCCAGCUCUGUGAAAGUUAACAAAAUCCCUAAGAAUCGUAGAACUAUUGCACCGGGAAGGAGUGAAAUCCCAUCCAGAGACAACAGAGUUGGCUCAACUCGGGCACGACCGGCCCAACUGCAGCAGCAGCCAGAAUCAGCACCCCCUCCACCAGCACAACAACCCUCUCAGCCCACACAGAGCCAGACCCAAAGUCAGCUAGCUCAGCAACAAAACGCGAGGAGGAAGUCGAACUGUGUGAAGGAAGUGGAAAAAUUGCAGGAGAAGAGGGAACGACGACGGCUACAGCAACAGGAACUGAGAGAGAAGCGAGCACAGGAAAUUGAUACAACGAUUCCAAACUAUGAAAUACUUCAGAUGAUCAGAGACUUUAGAGCAAGUUUGGACUAUCGACCACUAACCACGACAGAUUUGAUUGAAGAGCACAGAAUAUGUGUUUGUGUGAGGAAACGACCCCUCAAUAAAAAAGAGCUGACGGUAAAGGACCUAGAUGUGAUCACUAUUCCAAGUAAAGAUGUUGUCAUGGUUCAUGAACCAAAACAGAAGGUGGACCUGACUCGAUACCUAGAGAACCAAACAUUCCGUUUUGAUUAUGCCUUUGAUGACAGCACGACAAAUGAAAUGGUUUACAGGUUUACUGCAAGACCUCUUGUGGAAACCAUCUUUGAUAGAGGAAUGGCCACAUGCUUUGCUUAUGGCCAAACAGGAAGUGGAAAAACUCACACCAUGGGUGGAGAUUUUUCAGGAAAGAACCAGGAUUGUUCUAAAGGAAUCUAUGCAUUAGCUGCUCGAGAUGUUUUUCUCAUGCUGAAGAAACCAAAUUAUAAGAAGCUGGAUCUUCAGGUUUACGCAACGUUCUUUGAAAUUUACAGUGGAAAGGUAUUUGAUCUGUUGAAUCGGAAGGCUAAGCUGCGUGUGCUAGAAGAUGGAAAGCAGCAAGUGCAAGUGGUUGGGCUUCAGGAACGUGAGGUCAAAUGCACUGAGGAUGUCCUCAAACUCAUUGAAAUGGGGAACAGCUGCAGGACAUCAGGUCAGACCUCAGCCAAUGCCCACUCAUCCCGUAGCCAUGCCGUCUUCCAAAUCAUACUACGAAGGAAGGGCAAGAUGCACGGCAAAUUCUCACUCAUUGAUCUGGCGGGUAACGAACGUGGAGCAGACACGUCUAGCGCUGAUCGGCAGACUCGUUUGGAGGGAGCCGAAAUCAACAAGAGUCUGUUGGCUCUAAAGGAAUGUAUCAGAGCUCUGGGCCGGAAUAAGCCUCACACCCCAUUCAGAGCAAGCAAGCUCACACAGGUCCUCAGAGACUCAUUUAUCGGUGAGAACUCCAGGACAUGCAUGAUCGCCACCAUCUCUCCUGGUAUGGCCUCCUGUGAGAACACGCUGAACACUCUGAGAUAUGCCAACAGAGUAAAGGAGUUUGGGAUUAGCCCCUCUGACAUCCCCUUCUCUCAGGGGGGAGGAAGUCGCUCUGAACCCUCUCCUACCUAUGAAGUGAAGGAGCUGACUGUGGAUCCCAAUGCUGUGACAGAGGGAGUCCGCCCCAAUGUCAACGCCAUCAACCAGCUGGACAUCAUGGAUGAGGAUUGGGAGUUGGGCAACUCCCCUCAGAGAGAUGACCUCAAACUGCUCUGUGAACAGAAUGAAGAGGAAGUCUCCCCUCAGCUCUUCACGUUCCAUGAGGCAGUGUCUCAGCUGGUGGAGAUGGAGGAGCAGGUUUUGGAGGACCACAGGGCUGUGUUUCAGGAGUCUAUCAGGUGGCUUGAGGACGAGAAGGUUCUCCUGGAGAUGACUGAGGAGGUGGAUUAUGACGUGGACACCUACUCCUCUCAGCUCGAGCAGAUUCUUGACCAGAAGAUUGACAUACUUAUUGAGCUCCGAGAUAAAGUGAGGUCAUUCCGUUCUACACUCCAAGAGGAGGAACAAGCCAGCAAGCAGAUUAACCCCAAGCGGCCUCGCGCGCUGUAGCCUGGAUCACACUCGCGGAGGAACAACAAAUACAAGAGUCCUGUAGGCUUCUUGAUAGUACUCAGAAGUAUUCUGAAGAAACUCUUUCCUACUUUCACAUGUGAAAUAAAGCGUUAGGUAAUUCUCUUACAAAUCAGCAGAGGAUAAAUAAGGGGAUUUUGCUCAUCAUUAAAACCCUUGAUGAAUGAUUAAGAUUCUGAGGAAAGUUUUAGAUUUUUUUUUUUUUUUUUUUAAAUUAGUAUCAAUAUAUUUAUUUACUUUUUCAUUGUAGGUUAAGGGUAUAGACUUGUAUCAGUUGAUACUCACAUGUUCUACCCUUUGGGUUUUUUAGUUGGACCACUGAAAUCCUUCCUUCGAAGUUGUUCUAAAUUGUAUGCAUGAACACUCGGCAACAGAUUAUCACUCCGUUCCCAGCAUGACUGACUUGGUUCAUCUGCACUUUAAAUAACCUUGUUUUCUGGGGGGUCCGUUUACCGUUCUUGGCACGGUGUAGGUGUCUGAUGAUUGGCUGUUACAGCAUUUUACUCUGUUUCACCUUGCCAUUUUUUGAAGGCAUACUAACUGAAGUUUAAGAUGUUCUCAAAGAAGCAUUUAAUGCACUGGGAGAAAAAUGUUGAGGUUAUGUGAAUGAAUGUGAGAAUUUUGUUGGUUUCUUAAAGACCGCUGUCCCUUUUUCACACAAUAUUCUCUUCGCCGUCUCUCUCGUCCGUUUAUCUGUAGAAUGCUUUUGUGCCAUAUCAUGUUUCCUUGUGGAAAGGAAGUUAACAGUCCACCAAAACACUCAUCCCUUAGUGUUUUACUUUUAAAACUUCCCAUCAUUCUCACUUCGCCUAUACAAAUUUGUAAAGUGUAUUAAAUUACAGCAAGAUUCUCAUAACAAAUAGGGAAUACCACUUCUUCGCUGCUGUUUUCAGUGUUGGCACCUCUCAACUCAGUGGUUGCUAAAUAAAGAAUGAUUCAACAAAA